Messenger RNA from Haplochromis burtoni (Burton's mouthbrooder), 1551 nucleotides. Its product is annotated as kinesin heavy chain. Lineage: Eukaryota; Metazoa; Chordata; Actinopteri; Cichliformes; Cichlidae. Gene Ontology annotation, biological process: microtubule-based movement. The record is from RefSeq and is a predicted model, not a curated record. Gene Ontology annotation, molecular function: ATP binding; microtubule motor activity; microtubule binding.
CUGGUUCGGGAUAACGCUGAGCUCCGCUGUGAGCUGCCCAAAUUGGAGAAGCGUCUCCGGGCUACAGCGGAGCGAGUGAAAGCUCUGGAAACUGCUCUGAAAAAUGCAAAAGAGUCAGCCGUGAGGGAUCGCAAACGCUACCAACAGGAAGUUGACCGCAUCAAAGAGGCUGUGCGGUCCAAAAACCUGUUCAGGAAAGGACACUCGGCUCAGAUUGCCAAGCCAAUAAGAGCCGGUCAUCAGCACCAUCAGAAUCCGUCCUUCUCCCAUGCUAUCCGACCUACCAUCAGAGGAGGGGGUGCAGGGUCCAGCCCACAACACCAACCCCCCCGACACCAACCUCAGCAACAUCUCCACCAGAGCAGCAGCAGCAAGUAGGCUCCAGGUAGCAGAUGACUCUGGAUCAGUUUCCUUUUCUGCGGAUCUUUGAACUCUCCUGUUUUCACCACUCUGCCUAUACUGGAACCACACCCCACAAUGUUCUGCCUUAACAGCCAUUCCACCUUAAACAAUCCACCUUAACAGCCUUGCCAGCUUAACAAACAUUCCACCCUAACGCAGGUGCUCUCUCUGACUGUUUUCUGAAUUUUUGUUGUUGUUCUUUAUUCUCAAACAAUCAAAUAUCUUCAAAGAAUUACCGCUAAGAAAAGUUAGUAUCUUCUUUUUUUUUUUUAACGAAAUGACAUUUUUAGAUUUUGGGGUCUCUGUUGCCUUUAUUACACAGCACAGUGGAGAAAGAGAGGAAGGAUGCAGCAAAGGCUCUCGGAUCAGUUCUGCCUGGUCGCUGCGUCUGGUUGCCUUUAGCUGUGAGCUAAACCUGAGUCUGAAUCUGAGUCUGUAAACCUGUCAGUGUUUACUCAUCAUGUUUAAGACAUUCAACUCUCAGAUUUAAAGCAAACAGAUUUUUCACAGAGGUGCAGAAUUCCUCGUUUGAAAUUAAAUUAAAAAAGAGUUUAUUAUCUUUAAAAAGUGUUAUUCUCCAAACCUAGGGGUAAUCUGGAAAUGCUGCUCCCUGAUUCCAACUCCACCCAAGGACAAAAACUUUUAGCAGUCUAAACUCUACGCAGCCGUUUGUUGACUUCGGCAGUGAGCCACGCCAAAAUAAAGGUCCCUAAUGUUCCCUGCCCAAUAUGAAAGUCAAACAACAGAUAGAUUUCUAACCCAAGGUCCUACUCAAACAAGAGAAAACAGAUUUCAACAGAAAAGGCUUCUCAUUCAUAUCAGGCUGCUGCCGUGUUUAACAUAUAGUGAAAGAAUACUCCAGGUUGUCUAAUUUACAAAACUAUUAAUAACUAUUUACAAAGAGCUUGAUUAGGUCUCACAACGCCACACACACAAGUUCACUCACUUUACUCACUAAUGAACUUUUUGACUCAGGAGUUUCACACAGAGAACACUCAAAAGUUACCAUCAGAAACACACAGCUUGUUGUCCAGUCUGGGAACAGGAAUCCAAGCAAACAACUCGGCUGUCAAGAUAUACCCACACAGGACCCUGGGAGGGAGGAGAGAGAAAAACCCACACCCACAUUCUCUGGUGGGAGGGGUCACA